This is a messenger RNA of Fonsecaea nubica, 924 nucleotides long. RefSeq lists its product as hypothetical. Gene Ontology annotation, cellular component: cytoplasm. The record is from RefSeq and is a predicted model, not a curated record. The transcript has a single exon. Bases 1 to 924 code for a protein of 307 amino acids. Gene Ontology annotation, molecular function: 2-oxoglutarate-dependent dioxygenase activity. NCBI's taxonomy places the organism in Eukaryota, Fungi, Ascomycota, Eurotiomycetes, Chaetothyriales, Herpotrichiellaceae.
AUGAAUGCCACUACAGCUUUGAGGCUGGUCCGCCCGUCUCGCCCUACUCUACGCAAUGUCCUUCCUUCUUUUCUAAAUGCCCCAACCAAGAGAAAUAUCUCGAUACAGCGAGUGGCCGGAUCACUGGGCGCCGAAAUCCACGACGUUGAUCUCGCCAAACUCUCGGAAAACCCAGGUGUUGUCAAGGAGAUCCGAGAGGCUCUUCUGCAACAUCAAGUCAUAUUCUUUCGCAACCAGAACUUGGAACCCAAAGAAUACCUCGAUUUCACCGCUCACUUUGGCAAACCCGUCGAAUACCCCUUUGUCCGCGGCAUUGACGGCUACCCCGAAAUCAUCCAAGUCCUCAAACAAGAACACGAGGUCAUCAACUUCGGAGGAAUCUGGCAUUCGGACACCUCCUACUUUGAAAACCCACCGAUGGGGUCGGUGUUGAUGGCCAAAGAAGUCCCCCCGUACGGUGGCGACACGUUGUUCGCGAAUCAAUACGCAGCAUACGAGUCUCUGUCCGAAGGACUCAAGCAGACGCUUUUGCCCUUGAAGGCCGUGAGCACCUCAGCCAAAGCCGACGCCAGCAAAACCCGCGAAGACCGCAUCCGUGACUCGGGAAACGCAGCGGCAGCGUCCUCGCUGGAAGCACUUCACCCCGUCGUCCGAACACAUCCCGAAACCGGCAGGAAGGCCCUCUACGUCAACGUCGCCCAUACCUCACAUUUCGAGGGUUGGACAGAGGACGAGUCCGCGCCGCUCCUGCAGUUCCUGUUCCAACACCAGGUCAAGCCGGAGUUCACGUGCCGGUUCCGCUGGCAAGUGGGCAGCAUCGCCUUUUGGGACAAUCGAUGCGCGCAGCAUAAUCCGAUCAACGACUAUCAUGGAUUCCGACGAAGGAUGCUGAGGAUCACUCUGGAGGGUGAUCGACCUGUAUAG